AUGGCUGCGAGCGAUCUGGCGGUCGUUCUCGAGAGGCUGGAGUCCAUUGUGGGGGAGGAAUGUCGGGUCGUCACAUACAAAUGGCUGGCUCGGAACUUCUGCGUCUCGGCAGACUUCGCAAAGAGGGCGCUCUACGUCUUUUGGGAACGAUACAGGGAGAAGUCAAGCGCUGUUUACUAUAUUUCUGGCCGGAGAAAGGGAGAUGGGCAACAGGUUGUGCAGCUGGUUCCAGAGGCUGCUCUUGAAGGCCAGAUGAGGGAAUUGGAUCCCGUGUUGAGCGUGCACAUACACAGUGUGGCACCGCGGCAGGCACGCAGCUCGACUGAGGUGUGGUCUGCCGGCCAUGAGCAGGCAAGGCAGCUGUUCGCUAAGCUCCUACUUGGAGAUGAGUCGAGUCAGGUCAAGUGGCUGAGAGACAACACCUGCAGCCCCAUUCUCUGCGAUGUGGCAACAAGGGAUGGAGGGGUGGGGCCUCGCAGGGCCGGUAUGCCAGCACCUCAGCCUGCCGUGCUGCAGGAGACCGUGCUGAAAUCAUAUGACUCCAAGAGCAACGAAGUUACAGUUACCAGUGCUGAAAAAGUAAUGGAUGCAAAAGCCAAGCCACAAAAGGAGAGCAAAAAACCUCCUAUGAAAGGUAUGAAGGGCAGCGUCGUCGCUGCGAUGCAAACCAAGGCAACAGAACCACUUGCAAAGGGCACUGAAAAGCUCCACCAGACUGCUGCUAAAGAAGGCGUUGAAGAGCUGCAACAAACUGCUGCUGCAAAGGGCACUGAAAUCCUGCAUCGGACACCUGCUGAGGCUGGUCCUGGCAGCGACAUGGACGAAGACCCUGUGGUUUUCCGCAACAGAGCCACCGGCAAGAAACGUGUGUUUGAGGAUGAUGACGAAAAUGAAGAGGCAGUACCAGAAAACAGGAGGCCAAAGAAAAAGACUCCCAGUAUUUCUGAGCCAGUGGAAGUGGACAUUGAUGGAAAAGAUGGUGGCUGCACAGGUGGUGGAGUAGAGGAGACACCAGCGGGGGUAUCCGGCAUCGAGACUGCAGGCAUGGGCCCCGUACCCACAUCGUCAACUGAUCUUGGUCGUCACAAUAGUGGAGGAGCGGAGAAGAAGGAACAGAAAGCUUCUGCUGCCAAGAAGACAGCUGGAAAGCGCAAGGGCCAGAGCAUGCCAAAAACUUCAAGUGCCAAGAAGCCAAAGGCAUCAGCCACACAGAGCGACGAUGGAAACCAGGCGAUGCUGCCAGUUCUGGAACAAGCUGCUGAUGUCAAGCCAGAGAAGGAAGGCCCUUGCCCUGUACAAGGUGCCGAUUCUGGUCAGCGGCCUGCCAGUGCACCGAUGGGCACAAUUCGGCGCAGAGCUGUGAAGACAUACUACAAUGACAAAGGGGAAGAAGUUACUGAAGUUGUGCUUGAAGAUGUCUGUGCAGAAGAUUUGCCCGUUACUGGUCAAGAACCUGGGGCCAGUGGGAUAUCCCAGCAACCCAUCAGUGCUGCUGGAGAGUCUGUGGCUGCAAAGACCUCUGGGCCUGAUGCUGUGAAGAAGGAGUCUGUGCUAAAGCCAAGCGGAAAGUCAAAGGCCAAACCG
Ostreobium quekettii is the source of this 1584-nucleotide messenger RNA. The record is from the annotation of a GenBank genome assembly. Lineage: Eukaryota; Viridiplantae; Chlorophyta; Ulvophyceae; Bryopsidales; Ostreobiaceae.